Messenger RNA from Pangasianodon hypophthalmus (striped catfish), 2712 nucleotides. It is a transcript of the gene pax8, whose product is annotated as paired box 8. Gene Ontology annotation, biological process: anatomical structure development; regulation of transcription by RNA polymerase II. Bases 319 to 1698 code for a protein of 459 amino acids. NCBI's taxonomy places the organism in Eukaryota, Metazoa, Chordata, Actinopteri, Siluriformes, Pangasiidae. Gene Ontology annotation, molecular function: DNA-binding transcription factor activity, RNA polymerase II-specific; RNA polymerase II cis-regulatory region sequence-specific DNA binding. The record is from RefSeq and is a predicted model, not a curated record. The transcript is spliced from 12 exons.
CACACACGCGCGCACACACACAUACAUACACACACUCCCGCGCGCGCGCCUGACAGCUGCUCGUACACAUCUGUGCUCUUGUUUCGAGAAGCUCAAAUACUUCAUGCACUUUUUUUCCGAACUGACUUGAGGACAUAAUUCGAGAUUUGUUUUUAACGCGCGUCGUUUGUCCUGGAACAAUACGCCCAAGUCUGACGCAGAAGAGCAUUUAAAGGAGCGUUUCCACACCAGGCGAGGCCCCAUAUGGACUAAAAGCAAGCAAAUUAAAGUGCCACUCCGACUUUUACCCCAGGACUAAGCGGCCCACAGCACUGAGCAAUGUCCAACACAUCCGGCAGAGGGCAUGGGGGUCUUAAUCAACUAGGCGGCAUGUUUGUAAAUGGACGCCCGCUCCCGGAGGUCAUCCGGCAGCGCAUUGUGGACAUGGCUCACCAGGGUGUUCGGCCCUGCGACAUCUCCCGUCAGCUGCGGGUCAGCCAUGGCUGCGUCAGCAAGAUCCUGGGCAGAUACUAUGAGACAGGAAGCAUAAAACCUGGAGUGAUCGGUGGCUCGAAGCCAAAGGUGGCUACCCCAAAAGUGGUGGACAAGAUAGCAGAGUACAAGCGGCAGAAUCCCACCAUGUUCGCCUGGGAGAUCAGAGACAGGCUCCUGGCCGAGGGAGUGUGUGACAGCGACACGGUGCCCAGCGUCAGUUCCAUAAACAGGAUCAUCCGGACCAAGGUGCAACAGCCAUUUAACGUGCCCUUGGAGAGCAAAAGCCUCAGCCCAGGUCACACACUAAUUCCAAGUUCAGCAGUCACCCCUCCCGAGUCGCCUCAGUCCGACUCUCUGGGUUCCACCUACUCCAUUAGCGGCCUGCUGGGUAUUCCACAGGCCAGCUCAGACGGCAAGAGGAGUCAUGACGACAGUGACCAGGAGAGCUGUCGGCACAGCGUGGACUCUCAGGGCAGUGGUGGUGGACCCAGGAAGCAGCUGAGGCCUGAACAUUUCUCAUCGCAGCACCUGGACUGCGGCUUCGAGAGGCACCACUACACCUCAGACACAUUCGGUACCACCACUGCUGGCAAGACUGAGCAGUCUCUGUAUCCCCUCUCUCUCCUUAAUGGAAGUCUGGAGGAAGGCAAGAGCAGCCUCGCAACAUCCAGCGCCGCCAUUGGCCGAAACCUAGCAACACACCAGGGCUACACGGUUGUGACAGAUGCUCUACAGCCCCUUCCCAUCUGCCUGAAACAGGAAAUGUCACCGGACGGGGCCAGUUCAAGCCCCUCGCCCAACAUUAUAGCCAACUCUGCAUUCUUGGAAAUGGGCGCCAUUUCAGCUCCGUCGCCAGUGUCCGUGGGUAACGGUGGCAGCAGCUCCAUGCAUUUCUCUCAUGCCUUCAACUCAUUUCCCCAUCAUGCACCAGUGUACAGCCAGUUCGGCAGCCAGUCUCUCAUCACAGGGCGAGACAUGGUGAGCUCCACCCUCCCUGGAUAUCCUCCACACAUCCCAUCAGGACAGACAGGUUACUCGUCCUCGGCUAUCACAGGAAUGGUAGCAGGUGCUGAGUACUCAGGCCAGACUUACACACACUCGCCAUACACAACUUACAGUGACGCCUGGAGAUUCACCAACUCCAGCAUUCUAGGCUCGCCAUAUUACUACAGCUCCGCCUCCCGCACAGCUCCGCCCACCACUACUGCAUACGAUCACCUUUAGCAGAAGAAGAUCGAAUAUUGCGAUACACAUCCGACUUCACAUCCUUCCACAAAAUGUUUUAAUCCAGGCCCAUUGAGGGUGCUUUCCACCUACGGCCCUCUUGCUGGGAUGCUCUUGAUUACCCUAGAACACAAUGGACAAGGUGUAUUAUUUUGACCCACUAUUUAACAGGCCAACGGUACACUCUGUGGACAAAUAAAAAAAAAAACAGAAAGAGGAAUUUACAUCUUCUCUUCAGCGACUGAAGAAAAAAGGAUAUGAAGGACACAGAAAAAAACAGGCCAGCAUGGACAAAAUGUUUUGUUGCCUGAGACUUUGGCUGAUUAUUUAUUCACUUCGUUGACCACCUCGACCAAACGCACAAGUUUGCCAUCUAUUUAAACAGCCAUCAUGUCUUGCCCCAGGUUUUUGAACCAAAAUGCAUGGCGCAACAGUCAAAGAUCUUACUGCAGUUUGCUUUCAGACCUUAACUGCGUUCAUGACCUGUGGUGCAUGAAGAACAAAUCCAGAGAGCCAGCUUUUUUUUUUCUUCAGGCUCUAUUCUUCUGUUUGUUCCUCUUUCUCUCCAUUUCCCCGGGUUUAUACGCCUUGUAGGAUUGCAGCAUUUGCAGCUGUUUCAAGUUUCAUGUAUUUACUUUCCCAACGAACAACUUGAUCAUCAUUUUCAGCAACAGCAACAAAAUCAGCUGUCAAUUUAAAUACCAUUACAAACCGCCUGCUGGUUAUGUCAGUGGGAUAAUGUGUAAAUAAUGUAGAAAAGUAAAAAACCCUUAUUAAAAAAAUCCCUUUUAUGCUACAAAUAAUUAGGAGUGGAUUUUAUGGGGAUGAAUUAGUACAUUGUAAGAGAAGUUGUAAGAAAACCUUUUAUUUUCUCCCUCCCAUAUGUACUACAUUUGUUGUCAAAUGGUUUUGCUAAGAUCUGUGAUUAAACUAUUCCUUUUUAUUGUACUGUGAAAGAUAUGAUUAAUCGAUUUCUACAGAAUUAUUUUUAAUGAAAUAAAGCAUGACAAACCA